Molecule: messenger RNA, 6024 nt
Organism: Aureococcus anophagefferens
Lineage: Eukaryota; Pelagophyceae; Pelagomonadales; Pelagomonadaceae
Exons: 5
Coding region: 1-6024 (2007 amino acids)
Source: RefSeq, a predicted model, not a curated record
AUGGGCUCGCAGCGCCGCCUGACGGAUGGGCUCGAGGACGGCGCGUACCGCGCCGCGGCGGCGCUGCGCGGCGCCGCCGACGACGCCGCCGACGCCCUCGCGCACGAGCGCGACCGCGCGGCGGCGGUGCUCGCCGCCGCCGCCGACGUCGCGCGGAGCAGCCUGCCGGGCUUCGGCGGCGACUCGCCGCCGUUCGGCCGCGACGCGCGGCGGCGGCGCACGCUCGGCACCGAGCUGCUCCCCGCGGACACGCUCCUCCGCGCGGAGAAGCUCGCGGCCAUGGUCAGCGGCUCCGGCGAGGCGCCGCGCAUGGACCCGCGCCACAGCGCCGACGGCGCGCGGCUCCUCGCGCGGACCAUCGCGCGCGAGGUGGCCUACGACCGCGCCGUGCGCCGCGAGUACUGCAACCUCGGCAUCUUCGUCGUCUACGUCGUCACGCUCCUGACGAUGAUCACGCUCCAGCGCGGCGUCGCGUCCGGGUCCGGGCGGCUCCAGGCCCUCGCCGCGCGGCGCACGUGGCUCGGCCUCAGCCUCGGCGUCACCGCGGACGAGUCGCGCGUCACGAACGAAUUGGUGAACGUCACGGGCGUGCUCGCGCACGUGCGGCGCAACGUCGAGACCAUCUUCGGCCGCUCGACCUGCGGCAACGGCGUCUGCGAGGCGCCCGACGAGCACCCCUUCUGGCGCGCGGCGGCCGACGCGCGCCACUUCGAGGGCGGCUGCACCUUCGACUGCGGCGCGAUCGCGACGGUCGAGGUCGGCGUGACCUUCUUCGACGCGCACAAGUACCGCAGCGCCGCGCAGCUCGUCCGGGCCCUCGCCUACCAGGACAAGGUCCGGGGCUUCACGCCGCUCCAGUGGGGCGCCGUCGACGAGCGGAACCAGCUCCUGCGGACGCCCGCGGCGGGCUGGAACGUCUGCAGCCGGACCGACGCCCUCGCGGGCCACUUCGAGAAGGUCUGCGUCUUCGACGGCGACGUCUUCAUCGACGGGCUGCCCUACCGGACCCUCGAGCUCGACGUCGACGACGCCGCGCACUUCGCGGCGAAGAAGACCGCGUCGCUCUACGCGGGCGACUGGGAGCUCGUCUACGCCUUCGCGAACUUUAGCUGGGUCCACCCGGAGACGGGCGAGGACGUGGUGCUCGCGCACCCGGCGCUCCGGGGCGAGCUCUGCGUCGGCGGCGCGUGCGAGCUCUGGGCCGCGUGCCCGAACGCGCCGUCCUGCGGCUGCCAGUUCGAGGACGGCGACUACGUCUGCUACGACCGCGACUACUGGAAGGGCUUCGACGCGGCGACGAUGCGCCACGACGCCGCGGACGCGGCCGGCCGCGACGAGUUCGACGGCGCCUACGCGGCGUACCGGGGCUUCGAGGCCGUCGCGGCCUGGUGGGACGUGCCGCGGUCGCCCCUCGACGACGGCUCGACGGCGCGGUCCUGGCGGCCGAGCAGGUUCGCGCGCAACGGCCAGCACCUGUGCCAGCACUGGUCGGGCGACUGCGCGGUCCACGAUUUGCUGCUGGUGCCCGGCGCGGGCUUCCUCGGCUGGGCGGCGGACGUGCUGGAGGUCUGGGUGUCGAACGCGACGGCGACCGACGGCCAGGCGGCGCUCCGCGACGGCCGCGCGCACCUCGCCUACGUCUUCGAAUUGGACGAGGGGCCCUGCGCGGAGCGGAAGGUCUUCCUCUGCGCGGACAAGCGCUACACCUUCGGCUUCCGGUCCGCGGGCGACGGCGCGCGCCGCGACACGACCCUGCUGAACUACGAGCUCUAUUUCGAGGGCGAGCUGCGACUGCGCGGCGCGGGGCCCGCGGCCGUCGAGGCCGGCGACUGCGGCGCCCUCGCGACGGACAAAGACGGCCGCUGCGUGGACCACAACGCGAGCUUCUGCGCCUACGGGAGCGACGUCGACGCGCCCGCCUUCUGCGACCCGGCCCGCGAGGCCUACGACGCGUCCCUGGCCUACGCGCGCGACCCCUACGGACCAAAAGCUCUGGACCGGUGCGCGCCGACGCGGACGUGCGCGGACUACGUCGCGACCUACGGCUACGAGCUGCGGGACUGCGGCGCCGCCAACGCCUCGAGCCCGUCGGCGGCGCCGACGGCCGCGCCGACGGCGGGCGGCGGCGACGCGUACGUCGCAUCGGAUCCCAUCGCCGCGUGCGACUUCUCCGACGGUUUGUGCGCGGGCUGGACCGGCGACGGCCUCGACGUCGCGACGGGCACCUUCUUCGGCGCCCGGGGCCCGAACCGGAACGGCGCAUAUUCCAAGGCGCCGGGCGACGCCUUCGCGGCCGUCAACGGCGCCGCGACGCCGAACGCGACCGCGACGCUCGAGUCGCCGGAAUUUUCCCUCAACGGCAGCGCCUACGUGUCGUUCCUCUACAGCGCCUACGGCGACAUCGCGCGCACCGUCGAGGCCUUCUACCUCGACGGCGGCGGGUGGACGCGGUGCUUCCGCGCGGAGUGGGAUCAGGGCGCGCCGUGGCGUACCGCGUUCGCGGCGCUGCCGGCGACGGCGACGAAGGUCCGCGUCGCCCUCGCGGCGAGCGCCUGGGGCAACGUCGUCGCACUCGACGACGUCGUCGUGGGGCGCGCCUUCGCCGCGGCCGUUUCGGCGAACGCGACGAACGCGACGGUGCGCUGCUACGGCGACUGGGCCAUCGACGCGGCAACGGGCGGCGCGGCGGCGCUGGACCACGCCGCGGCGCCGCCGGGCGACGUGGUCCGCUGCGCGGCGAACGAGACGGGCUGCUUCCGCUUCGAGUACGCGUGGCCGGCGGCGUCGCUCGCCGUGUAUUUCGGCGACGGCGACGCCUUCGAGCUGAACCCCCCGGGCCACCCGGAGACGUACAAGGCCUUCGCGGGCUGUUUAGGCGACCUCGCCGGCGCCCUCGAGGCGUCGGAGGCGCUCGGCGGCGCCAACUUGUUGAGCCACGGGGGCGACGGCGCGUCCUCGUGCGACGCGCCUUUUCACUUCGGGGACGCGCACGCGGGCGUCCGCGGCCUCUACAGCCGCCUCGGCGCCUGCGCGGCCUGUGUGGGCGACCUCUGCAACGGGCCGGACCUCGAGGCGGACCCGCCCUGGUACCGCAACGGCUUCUCCGUCGCGUCCGUCGCCUUGGCGUCGAGCCUCGAUUUAGCCAAGGACUCGUCGAGCUCCUCGCUUCCCGGCGGGUCCGUCGCGCGCCUCCCCCUGGGCGUCCGCGCGGCCGUCAUGAGCGCGGGCAUCCAGAUCGACGAGGCCGCGGUCGCCGCCGUCGCGGAGGUCCAAAUCCAGGCGACCGUGCCCUUCGCGCUCUACUUCGCGGCGCUCGACCGGCUGCGCCUCGAGGUCGCGGGGGACCCGAACACGGUGCCGAACGCGACGGCCUUCUACGGCGCCGACGUCGAGCGCCUCGUGCCGUCGCUCGCGUGCCCCGAAUGCGCGGAGCCGUCGUUCACGCGGCGCAUCCCCUUCACGGUGACGGACGAGGCGGCGCUGACGACCAGCAACAACGGUGGGGGCUGGAACCCCGAGGGCAACGUCAUGUUCCCGCACCUGGAAGACGGCGAGUUCCGCGUGCGGACCUUCGCGGAGCCCGCGAUCGUGCAGCACGGCCUCGUCGUCCAGCAGACGCGCAUCGAGAUGGCGACGUGCCCGCGGCGCGUGUCCCCGAGCCACGCCAUGCGCGACCCGCUGGAGAACCGGUGCGCGGACUACGGCGCGGGCGACAGCGACCGGAGCCCCUUCGGCAACGACCCGACGUUUAACGUCGACAGUUUCCUCUACCGCGGUACGAACGACGUCCACGACUACUACUCGCCCGAGAUCCAGGGCCGCCUCCGGGACACGGGCCUGCCCUACGGCUUCUUCUACGACGGCGGCGCCGGCGACGACCGCGUCGACGACUUCCCCGUCGUCUUCGACACGAUCAUCAACGCGUCGCGCGCCGAGGAGCUCCUGGCGACGCUCAUCGAGGGCGCCUACGUCGACGCGGCGACGGGGUCCGUCACCCUGCGGCUCCUCACCUACAACGGCGAGACCGACGCAUACACGAAGCUCCGGACCGUGUUCACGCGCGAGCCCUCGGGCCUCUUCUCCGCGGCGCACGACGUCUCCGUGCUCCGCGUCGACUACUACGCGAACACGCCGGAGCACGUCUUCCGCGGCGUCGUCGAGGGGCUCUUCGUAGUGGCGCUGCUCGCGCUGCUCGGCCGCGAGCUCGUCGAGGUCCGCGCGGCGUACGCGGCGACGGGGUCCGUGCGGGCCUACGCGGCCGACGCGUCCAACGCCAUCGACCUGGGCGGCUACGUCGUGCAGAUUUUGAUGAUCCCCGCGUGGGUCCGCGCGAACAUCGUCUGCUUCAACCUGGACAUCGAGCUCAAGUACGACACGCACGACGCGGACGCCGUGGGGCGCAUCUCGCGGUCGCUCGCGGCGACGGCGGAUUUGCUCGACUUCUUCACGGACCUCGACCGCGUCGAGCUGCUCUUCGGCGACUACGACUCCGUGUGCACGCUCGCGAUCAUCGCGCUGAGCAUCCAGCUGCUGAAGAACGUGCAAUUCCACCCGACCUUCGGCAUGAUCUCGCGGACCAUCCGCGCGGUCGCGGGCAUCUUGUGGUUCUGGCUCUGCAUGCUCGUCCUCAUGCUCCUGCUCUACACGUUCAUCGGGACGCUGUUGCUGGGGCAGACGCUGCCGGGCUUCGCGGACAUCCCGUCCACGGGCGUGACGCUCCUCGCGGCCAUGAGCGGUUUGUACGAGUACGACCGCAUCGACGCUAUGGGCCCACAUUUCCGGCAUAUUACCUGCAACUACAACUUCAUCUCGCUGGAAGCAGCCGCGAUGGCCGACGCGAACGCGCCGAUGCAAACGGAGACCGACGCGAACGCGCCGCCGCCGCGGCCGCCGACGCCGCCGCCGCCGGACCCCGCGCUCGUCGCGGCGGCCGCGAAGCUGCUCGCGGCCUUUGGUCCGCCGCCGUCGGCGGGCCCGCCGACGGAGGCCGCCGCCGCCGCGCGCGAGGCCGCCGGCGCGGAACUGCUGGCCAUGAGCCUCGACGGCGACCCGGCGCGCGAGGAGGCCCCGGGCGGCGCCGCGGCGGUCGCGGCGGCCGGCGGCGCCGACGUCGCGGGCGCGGUCGUGCGCGCCGAGGGGUCCGCGCCCCGGGGCGGCUCGCCGGAGCUCCGCCGGCAGGCCAUGGCCCUCCUGGCGAACCUCUGCGACCGCGGCGAGCGCGAGGCCGUGCUCGUCAGCACCAAGUGCCUCGUGGCCGUGUCCGGCGCCUUCUGCAUGGACGGCGCGGCCGAGGCGACGCACGACGCGGCCGCUGUGCUCUGCCACGCCGCCAAGCGCGAGGUCUGGGGGCCCAUGUUCGACAUGCCGUUGGUCGCCGAGCGCCUCGGCUGGAUCCUCUUCGAGCUCUGCUGCGCCAUGGACGGGCCCGAGGUCAAGCGCACGGACGCGGAGGACUUGCUGGUCAAGAAGUGCUUCGAGCUUUUGUGGCGGCUCCGCUUCCACCGCGGCUCGAAGAUCUUCGCCAACUGCUGCGAGCUCGUCACGCGCAAGUGCGUGCUCACGGCGGCCAUCUCCUACAUCUACGACCCGCGCGCGCAGGAGCGCCGCGACGUCCGCCACCCGCGCGACGGGCCGGUCCGCGACGCGCGGCCGAGCGGCCUGGACUGCUGCCUCCGGGCCCUCGAGGGCAUGAGCAUCUACGACGCCACGCUGAACAACGCCAAGGGCGCGUCGCGGUUGAGCCGCGCGGCCGACGCGGCGCGCGCGCUCAAGGCCACCGGCGACCUCCGCGGCAACGAGAAGAUCUCGUGCGAGAUCGCCAUCCACACGGCGCUCCAGUCCGAGGACGCGUCGGGCUUCCGCAACAACGCCCCGAAGCGGCCCCGCGCGCCGCCCGCGCCGCCGUCGAAGCGGGCCACGCGGUCCUCGGCCGCGGGCGACGACGACGCCGCGCCGCCGGCCGGGGCGCCGCCGGGGGCGCCGCCCGCGGACAACGGCGUCGCGGCGAUGCUCAUGGACGACUAG